AUGGGCGGGCUAAUAUCGCAGGACCUCGCGAACUUGGCGUGGGCGUACGCAGCGGCGGACCACCUCGCACCGGCCCUUUUUGGCGGCCCCGCUUUCGUCGUCAGCCUCUGCAACUGCUGUUCUGGCCUCGUGGUGGAGGAGCUGUCUCAGCUGCACCAGUGGCAGGUCUGGCUCCGGGAGCGCGGCGUGGACUGGCCGCAGCUUCCCCUCCCUCUCAGCCAGCGCUGCUGCGAGGCCUUCCACAGCGUCGAAGUUACGCCAUCGCGACUGCAAAGCGACGUCGCCAGCACGCUUCGUUCCCUCAACCUCUCGCCCAUGGAGGAGAUGCGCACGAUGGAUCAAAUCAGCCUCGAUGCGGUUGUCACCUAUCGCGGGCACAACGUGGCGGUGGAGGUGGAUGGGCCGUUGCACUUCUUUGGACAGCGGCCCACCGGCGCAACGGCCCUCAAGCGGCGGCAGCUGCGCGCGGCGGGAUGGCCGCUGGUUUCAGUUCCGUUCUGGGAAUGGGACCGGCUGGAUGGCAUCCACGCGAAGUGCGAGUACCUGCAUUGGAAGCUGGAGGCCGCGCUGUAUGACUAUGAGUACUCGUGA
Molecule: messenger RNA, 591 nt
Organism: Emiliania huxleyi CCMP1516
Lineage: Eukaryota; Haptophyta; Isochrysidales; Noelaerhabdaceae
Exons: 1
Coding region: 1-591 (196 amino acids)
Source: RefSeq, a predicted model, not a curated record